This is a messenger RNA of Thyridium curvatum, 537 nucleotides long. RefSeq lists its product as uncharacterized. The record is from RefSeq and is a predicted model, not a curated record. Gene Ontology annotation, molecular function: nucleic acid binding; zinc ion binding. Lineage: Eukaryota; Fungi; Ascomycota; Sordariomycetes; Thyridiales; Thyridiaceae. The transcript is spliced from 2 exons. The coding region runs from base 1 to 537 and encodes 178 amino acids.
AUGCCUCCGAGAUUCCAGACGCUGCCGCCGGCGCAGACCUCGUCGGCGCGCGAGGCGCUGCAGUCCUUCUACUGCCAGCUCUGCCAGAAGGGCUACACCCGCAUGAACGACUACGAGGCCCACCUCAGCUCCUACGACCACAGCCACAAGCAGCGCCUCAAGGACAUGAAGGCCAUGGUCCGCGACCCCAACGCCGCCGCUCGUGCCCGGAAGCAGGAGGCCAAGGCCGAAGGUGUGAUCAGCAUCAAGCUCGGCGACGGCGCAGGCGGCGGGAGCAACAGCGCGGCAGGCGGCGGCGGCGGAGGAGGAGGAGGCUUCAAGAAGGGCGGUUUCAAGAAGUCGGGCUUCAAGUCGGCAUUCGUCGCCGUGGAUGCCGAGUCCGAGGCCGCCGCGGCGGCACCGGAACCUGCGCGCAAGGACAACGCCCGGCCGCAAGCCGAGGCGAAGGAGCAGUCAAUACCCAGGAGCACGCUCGUGGAGAGCGAUACCGAGGACGAAGGCUACGAGAUGUACGACCCGCGACACCCGACCGACUGA